AUGCAAAUCUUUGUAAAAACACUUACUGGCAAAACUAUUACACUUGAAGUUGAACCAAGUGAUACAAUCGAAAAUGUUAAAGCCAAGAUUCAAGACAAAGAAGGUAUUCCACCUGAUCAACAACGUCUCAUCUUUGCUGGCAAACAACUUGAAGAUGGUCGAACAUUAAGUGAUUAUAAUAUUCAAAAGGAAAGUACUCUUCACUUAGUCCUUCGAUUACGUGGUGGUAUGCAAAUUUUUGUUAAAACACUUACUGGCAAAACAAUUACACUCGAAGUUGAACCAAGUGACACUAUUGAAAAUGUUAAAGCAAAAAUUCAAGACAAGGAAGGAAUUCCACCUGAUCAACAACGUCUUAUUUUUGCUGGUAAACAACUCGAAGAUGGUCGAACAUUGAGUGAUUAUAAUAUUCAAAAGGAAAGUACUCUUCACUUAGUUCUUCGAUUACGUGGUGGUAUGCAAAUUUUUGUCAAAACUCUUACCGGCAAGACAAUUACACUUGAAGUCGAACCAAGUGACACUAUCGAAAAUGUUAAAGCAAAAAUCCAAGACAAAGAAGGAAUUCCACCUGAUCAACAACGACUUAUCUUCGCCGGCAAACAACUUGAAGAUGGUCGAACAUUAAGUGAUUAUAACAUUCAAAAGGAAAGUACUCUUCACUUGGUCCUUCGAUUACGUGGUGGUAUGCAAAUUUUUGUUAAAACACUUACUGGCAAAACAAUAACACUCGAAGUUGAACCAAGUGACACCAUUGAAAAUGUUAAAGCCAAGAUUCAAGACAAAGAAGGAAUUCCACCUGAUCAACAACGACUUAUCUUCGCUGGCAAACAACUUGAAGAUGGUCGAACAUUAAGUGAUUAUAACAUCCAAAAGGAAAGUACACUUCAUCUUGUACUUCGAUUACGUGGUGGUGAUGAUCAAUAA
Messenger RNA from Rotaria sordida, 924 nucleotides. NCBI's taxonomy places the organism in Eukaryota, Metazoa, Rotifera, Eurotatoria, Philodinida, Philodinidae. The record is from the annotation of a GenBank genome assembly.